Messenger RNA from Trematosphaeria pertusa, 839 nucleotides. RefSeq lists its product as uncharacterized. Lineage: Eukaryota; Fungi; Ascomycota; Dothideomycetes; Pleosporales; Trematosphaeriaceae. The record is from RefSeq and is a predicted model, not a curated record. Bases 189 to 665 code for a protein of 158 amino acids. The transcript has 3 exons.
CAAGCAUCUCACUCCCACCAUCGUCCCACAAGCAACGCGACAUAUUAUUAUAUCACCGAACGUUCUUUCGCUCAUAUCCACAUCGGUAGCCAUAUACACAGCAACAACUCGUGCGCAAUCUCUCGUUCGACUCUCCGCCCCGCUCCCACGACGUCCUUCGAAACCCUCGCAGCACACUCUAGUGCACGAUGUGCCGCCACAUCCUCUUCAUAUUCAACUGCGGCUGCAUCCAAUGGCGCAAAUCCAAGGAGCCCUGCGCCAGCAAGCAGCAGAACGGCCGUCGCUGCCGCGUUCCCUACCCUGCGCCGCGCCUGCCCAUUCCUUGCUUCAAGCACGACCCACGCUACGCAUCAUGGCCAGGAACGGCAUGGCUGAUGAAACGCACGGAACUCCGUCUCGCGCGAAUGGGAAGUGAGGAGCGGCAAAACAUUUUGCAAGGAAAGGUCACUAGUUGGCUAGGUGCCGCUCAGGAUUCUUCGUCUUCGCAAAAUACUGAGGACCAUUUGGACAGGGAGAGAGCAGUCGGUUCAUCAGCGGAGGACCCGGUCACGGAUAGAGGCAUCGGGCUCGGUGACAAGCCACAUAAUGAUAUGAAGGAAGAUGUGUUGCGUAGGGUGGAUAGCGUGGUUGACAGAAACCGUGACGCCGUUGGGAGGACCUUGUAAAGAGUCAGUCAAUACAUAUGAUCAUUCUGCGGACGGACUACAUGUGCGACUUGCUCAUUGGAAAGGGAGCGUCAAGUGACCAGUGGACUCAGAAAGAACGACAUCAUAACCCCAUUGACUCCUCCCCGACGAAGGUACAAAACGCCGACUUCUGUAGAAGCUGCACUCUUCCAC